Soboliphyme baturini is the source of this 1626-nucleotide messenger RNA. The record is from the annotation of a GenBank genome assembly. NCBI's taxonomy places the organism in Eukaryota, Metazoa, Nematoda, Enoplea, Dioctophymatida, Soboliphymatidae.
AUGGAACCUAGAGUGGACUCUGCUUCGUCGAGCGAACAGGAUCCCGCUAAUGCCACUACCGUUGCCGCAGCAGACCUCACCGCCACUACGAUCGUUGAUGUUGUCACUACCGAACCGGUCAUUUCGCCUGAAGCAAAGAAAUACGGUUUUAUCGAGAAACUUCGGUUGUUAAGGAGUCGCCGACUUGUACUGUUAGUUGAUCUCGAUCAAACGUUGAUCCAUACGACAAAUGAAGAUAUUCCGCCGACGAUGAAAAAUGUGAUGCAUUUUCAACUGGACGGACCGACAUGGUAUCACAUGCGUAUGCGGCCUCAUACUCUUGAGUUUCUGCACUCUGUUUCCCAGAAGUUUGAACUGCACAUUUGCUCGUUUGGCGCCCGCAUGUACGCUCAUACCGUGGCGCGGAUGAUGGAUCCUGACGGUGCGCUAUUUGGCCUUAGAAUCUUGUCAAGAGACGAAUGCUUCGACCCAUUUCUGAAGACUGCUAAUUUAAAAGCCUUGUUUCCAUGUGGCGAUCAUCUUGUUUGCAUAAUUGACGAUCGUGAGGACGUGUGGAAUUUUGCAUCGAACGUUGUCCAUGUCAAACCAUACAGAUUUUUUAAGCAUACGGGUGAUAUUAACGCUCCUCCAGGAUUUACAAAAGCUGAUCGUAACGAAGAGAAUAAUGUUGAGGCGAAUGACAAAAGUACUCCAGAGAGAAACAAAAAGGAAGUCGGCGAUGUUUCAGAGCCUGCUUUGCGACCUAGUUCCAGCGCUGUCAUCUCUAAGUCUCCAACAAAGGAAGCCACGUCUGCCGAAAUCGUCGAUGACGACAACUAUUUGAAAAGUCUUGAGAAAAUUUUGUUUAGAAUUCAUGAUGCCUUCUAUCAAAUGUAUGAUCAAAUGCCUGACGAAGAAAGGCCUCCAUGCUUGCAUUCUAUCAUUCCGUACGUGAAAUUGAAGGUGCUUAAGGGCGUGAACCUUGUUUUCAGCGGUAUUAUUCCAACGCAUGUUAAACCAGAGACGACGCAGAUAUUCAAGGUCGCUGAGGCGUUUGGGGCUCAGAUACAAAAUCAGAUAGUGAGCACCUCUGACAGCAAGGACCCUUCCAAGUGGACUACUCAUCUGGUUGCUUGCAAAUGGGGCACUGAGAAGGUGCUGCAAGCCUACGAUCUUGACCACGUUCAUAUCGUUAUUCCAGAAUGGUUGUGGUCAUGCGCUGAGCGCUGGACUAAAGUCGACCCUGAACCUUUUUGUCUCACCCCGCCAAACAGCCGCUCGAAACUCGUAAAACGAUCGCCUGUUGACCGCAGUUCCUGUAUCGUCGAAAAGCUAGCGAACGAUAAAAUGGACUUUUCUCCAUCGGCCGUUCAUAACGGUCGUCGCAGAGUUGCAGAUGCUGACCUGGAGGAAACUGAAGACGUGACUUAUUCCGCAGAGAAUUCUUCACUCGCCUAUAACUUAGAACCGGCGAGGAAACGCCCAGCAAUCAACUCUUCUGUCCAGGCUGAAGUACCUCGAAGCUCAAAUCGGUUUGAGCAAGUUUCUGUGAAUGACUCCGAUAUUUCGUCGAGUUCAGCUGAAAGCGAGGACGAUAUUUCUACAGACGAAAUUGUGGAUGACCUCGAACGGUGCAUAGCAGAAUGA